This is a messenger RNA of Oncorhynchus gorbuscha (pink salmon), 2248 nucleotides long. RefSeq names its product gastrula zinc finger protein XlCGF7.1-like. Lineage: Eukaryota; Metazoa; Chordata; Actinopteri; Salmoniformes; Salmonidae. Gene Ontology annotation, biological process: regulation of transcription by RNA polymerase II. The coding region runs from base 409 to 1266 and encodes 285 amino acids. Gene Ontology annotation, molecular function: RNA polymerase II cis-regulatory region sequence-specific DNA binding; DNA-binding transcription factor activity. The record is from RefSeq and is a predicted model, not a curated record. The transcript has 3 exons.
CAAAUGGCGGCUUCAACGGUUUUGGUCGUCUUUCAAGGAGUUUGCUCGUGGUGAAAUGGCGACAUGAGGCUGCGUGAUGGAGUGUCAAAAUAGGGGGAAGCUAACUGAAGUUAUCCUUCACCAUUUGGAGAGAGGCCAACUGCAUGGAAUGGCGUCGAUUAAUGCGGAUGAAUCGGAGCACGUGUCAAACUCAUUCUAUGGAGGACCAAGUGUCUGCGGGUUUUCGCUCCACCCUUGUACUUGAUUAAUGAAUUAACAACACUAAUUAGCCGACUCAGAUUAAGAGGCCGUUAACAUCAACAGUGAGGACAAACCCAGCCUGCUUCUCCUUCCACACUGAGUCCAAACCUACAGUCACUGGGUCCUGAUUGUAACAGUGGAGCCCAGUUUGCACUGCAGGAUCCAGAGAUGGCAUCAAUGAAUCUGGAAGACUGCAGUCAAACACUGGAGCUGAAUGUCAUUAUUAAAGAUGAAGAAGAGGAGGAGGAGAUUGGUACAUCUGUUAGUCAUGGAGACCAUGUUGAGACAUUCUCUACAUCCAGAGAGCAACAGCAGGAAGGUCACAGAGCUAAGAGGUCUCACCACUGCCCACAUUGUGAGGAAAUUUUCCCAAUUCUAUCAAAGCUAAAAAUACAUCUAAAAAUACACACAGGUGAGAAGCCUUACUCCUGCUCCGACUGUGGGGGGAGAUUCUCCCGAUUGGAUACCUUAAAAUGUCACCACCGAAUACAUACAGGAGAGAAGCCUUACUCCUGCUUUGACUGUGGUAAAUGCUUUAAAACAUCAACUGAGCUAAAAUCUCAUCAGCGAAGACACACAGGAGAGAAGCCUUACUCCUGCUCUGACUGUGCAGAGAGUUUCUCCAGAUUGGAUACCUUAAAAUGUCACCAACAAAUGCAUACAGGAGUGAAGCCUUACUCCUGCUCUGAAUGUGGAAAGAGUUUCUCUCAACAGGGCAACUUAAAAACACACCAACGUAUACAUAAAGGAGAGAAGCCUUACUCCUGCUCUGACUGUGGGAAAGGCUUUAAAACAUCAACUGAGCUAAAAUCUCACCAGAGAACUCACACAGGAGAGAAGCCUCACUACUGCUCUGACUGUGGGGCGAGUUUCUCUCAAUUGAGCAAUUUAAGAAGACACCAACGUAUACAUAAAGGAGAGAAGCCUUACCACUGCUCUGACUGUGGGACGAGUUUCUCUCAAUUGAGCAACUUAAAAACGCACCAACGCAUACAUAAAGGAGAGAAGUUCUCUCAGACCAGCUAAGAUUAAAGUCACUCCAUCACUUAAUUUUCAUUUGAUAAAGGAAGUGGUAACAGUGAAUUUGAUCAAAUGAAGAAAGCGUAGAACACUCGAUUGAAAUCCUAUUGUUUCUCACUGUGAGAGAACUGUGCAGAGGAAAAGGAGUGUUAUAGAAUGUUAACCUCUCUUUACUUUACUGAUCAGUGUGCACCUUGUCAGUUUUGGUGUGUUUUGUUAGAUUCUACUGUAAACAUGUUGAGAUUACCUGGAUUUUCCCUUAGCGUUGAAAACCCUCUGAGGGAUCACUUGUUAAAACAAUGCAGUGUGAUGGUUGACUGGGUGGUACGGCUUCCUUCUGCAGUUUUCCGUUGGAAUGAGUUUGUAGACACAACAUGUAUCAGAUAGAGAUGGGGUGAUGAUCAGUUUUCACCACUAGUUUGGGUAUAUUAUUUUUGCUAUUAAUCAACUUUGUUUAAUGAUAAACAGGCUUUGAAACAUCAACACUGAAAAAAAUAUAUAUAAAUGCAUCAUGUUUUUAUUUUUUAUUUAACCAGGUAGGCUAGUUGAGAACACCUUUAUUUAACCAGGUAGGCUAGUUGAUAACAAGUUCUCAUUUGCAACUGCGACCUGGCAACAUGUGAAGUGUUGGUCCCAUGUUUCAAGACCAGAAAUGUUCCAUAUGCACAAAAAGGGUAUUUCUCUCAAAUCCUGUGCUCAAAAUUGUUUCCAUCCCUGUUAGUUAGCAUUUUUUCUUUGCCAAUAUAAUCCAUCCAUCUGACAGAUGUGGCAUAUCAAGAAGCUGAUUAAACAGCAUGAUCAUUACACAGCUGAACCUUGUGCUGGGAACAAUACAAGGACAGCCUAAAAUAUGCACGUUUGUCACACAACCCAAUGCCACAGAUGUCUCAUGUUUCAAGGGAAUGUGCAAUUGGCAUGCUGACUGUAGGAAUACCCACCAGAGCUGUUGCCAGAUAAUUGAAUGUUAAUUUCCCUACAAUAAGCUGCC